This is a messenger RNA of Durusdinium trenchii, 1431 nucleotides long. NCBI's taxonomy places the organism in Eukaryota, Dinophyceae, Suessiales, Symbiodiniaceae. The record is from the annotation of a GenBank genome assembly.
AUGAGACAUCUCUCACCAGUUAGAACAGCGGAUUUCCAUUGCCCAGUGGAGGACUUGCUCGAUCCACCGCAAGCUGAACUACAACGUCCCCAUCCAGCUGAAAAGGCCGCAGAAAGGGUCUCAGACGAGUUCCAUGUCGGCGCCGAGACGAACGAGGACCGGAGGACCACGGUUCGGCGCGGUACGGACGAGACCACGAAAGCAGCUGCCCAGCAUUGCUACGUGGGCAUGGGUCAGCUGCAUGCGGCCCUUGAGGACAUCCAGGCGAUCACGGAGGGUCAUCGAGGGGAGAAAGGUGAGGAUGGCUUUGAUGCGCGCCAGUGGCACAAGGUCUGGAUGUCCCGCGGGGGGAUCCAUCGCAAAUUGGCGCAGCUCACUGCAGACCCUGCGGAGUCCGCGCGACUCUACGCGCAGUCGAAAGCUGACUACGAGUACGUGCUUCUGAUUCAGCCGCCGAACGAGAGCUACGUGGCCAAAGCGCAGCGUUGCUUACAGCAGCUGGCGCAACGUGACACAGGCAAAGCUCGAGAAAGUGUGGAUGGCAAGGGCAAUCAGGCCGCCUCCCCAAGCUCGCCCUCGCCCAAGCGGCGGCGCUUGUCAGCCUCCAGGAGCCGCUCCCGCUCCCCGGCGCCGGCACCGAUCGUGCCCGCGCUGUCCACGGUGCCCGCAGUGCCCGCGGUGUGUGCUGCGGCCACGGUGCCUGCCACGGCGCUGGACACGCCGGCCACGGGUCCGCGUGCGGGGUCCGCCUGUGCAGCGAAAGCGCUGGAGGCCUUGGGCGAGGAGUGCGUGGCCGCCGGCCGCCGGCUCUUCGAGGAGGGCGCGGUCACCUGUCUGAAGGAGCCGCGGGAGGACCGGAGGCGCUACGAGGUCCUGGUGCUGGGGCUCCCUGAACUCGUCGAGCUCCAAAGAUCCACAGACUGGUCUGGCAGCUGCAGUUGUCGACUGAACUCCCACUGCAAGCAUGUGGCGGCAGCUCUUUGCGCGGAACAGGCAUGGCAGGAGAGAGAGCUGCAAGAGCUGCAAGCAGCAGAACCGCAGGCGAGUGUGGCCAGUGAGCGCCGUACGAGCGGUGCAACCGCUGCGAGCGCGAGCGGCUGGCGCUUGGAGGUGCUGGCAAGGCGGCUCGAGCGGAAGACGAACGACGAACUGAAAAACUAUCUCAGGCUCAACGGGCAACUGCUGAGCGGUGCAAAGGGUGACUUAGCGCAGCGCCUCGCUGAAGCGACGCUCUACGGAGCUUUGGCACCCUGCCCUCGGUGCGGUGGACAUUUGCACCCCGAAGAACCCUCUGUGGCUCCGGACACCCUGUACUACUGCAAGCGCCAGCUCCGUGAUCGCGAAGCCUGCGGCUAUCAGGCCGCCGGUCGAGCGGUGGAGCGCAGGCCCUUCUUAGGGGCCGAUGAGCUGCUGCGGGGCCUGCGGGGCUGA